AUGGUGGGGCUCGGCUCGAUGGCAGGCAACGGGAUCCAGUCGAUGCUCAAGGAGGGCCACCGCCACCUCUCCGGGCUCGAGGAGGCUGUGCUCAAGAGCAUCGACGCCUGCCGCGAGCUCUCCGCCAUCACGCGCACCUCCCUCGGCCCCAACGGAAUGAAUAAGAUGGUUAUCAAUCUCUUGGACAAGCUGUUUGUGACAAACGAUGCUGCCACCAUCGUGAAUGAGCUCGAGGUUCAGCACCCGGCUGCUAAGAUCCUGGUACUGGCUGGCAGGGCUCAGCAGGAGGAGAUUGGGGAUGGAGCCAGUCUCACCAUAUCGUUUGCCGGUGAACUGCUUGAGAAGGCUGAGGAGCUCAUCAGGAUGGGCUUGCAUCCGAGUGAAAUGAUCAUUGGCUACACCAAAGCCAUCAACAAGACAAUUGAGAUCUUGGAGGAUCUUGUUGAGAAAGGCUCAGAGAACAUGGACGUAAGAAACAAGGAGGAGGUUGUGUUGAGGAUGAGAUCUGCUGUCGCGAGCAGCAGUUUGGCCUGCAUUCAAGUUUGCCCCAAAAAUCCAGCAAACUUUAAUGUCGACAAUGUUAGAGUGGCUAAGCUGCUUGGAGGUGGUUUGCACAAUUCUUCUGUCGUCCGUGGGAUGGUUCUGAAAAAUGAUGCUGUUGGUAGCAUCAAAAGGGUGGAGAAGGCAAAGAUUGCAGUAUUUGCUGGUGGUGUCGAUACCUCAGCAACUGAAACAAAGGGAACUGUGUUGAUUCAUUCCGCUGAGCAGCUAGAAAAUUAUGCUAAGACUGAGGAAGCUAAGGUGGAGGAGCUUAUCAAAGCUGUCGCUGACUCAGGUGCCAAGGUUAUUGUCAGUGGAGCUGCAGUUGGUGACAUGCCGCUACAUUUCUGUGAACGUUACAAACUGAUGGUUCUGAAAAUCAGCUCGAAGUUUGAACUGAGAAGAUUCUGCCGUACUACUGGGGCUAUUGCAAUUUUGAAACUUAGCCAACCCAAUGCCGAUGAACUAGGAUAUGCAGACUCUGUUUCCGUUGAAGAAAUUGGUGGUACUCGAUCAAUGUGCAGGGACAGUAGGAUAAUUCCUGGUGCUGCUGCAACAGAAAUGGAGCUGGCAAAGAGAUUGAAGGAGUUCUCAUUGAAGGAAACAGGGUUGGACCAGUAUGCCAUUGCAAAAUUUGCUGAAAGCUUUGAAAUGGUGCCAAGAACCCUGGCAGAAAAUGCUGGACUUAGCGCAAUGGAGAUAAUAUCCUCCCUUUAUGCCGAGCAUGCUAGUGGCAAUGUGAAAGUUGGCAUUGACCUGGAGGAAGGUGCCUGCAAGGAUAUCUGGACCUUAAAAAUAUGGGACCUCUAUGUCACAAAGUUUUUUGCCCUAAAAUACUCUGCCGAUGCUGCAUGCACCGUGCUACGGGUUGACCAGAUCAUCAUGGCCAAGCCGGCAGGAGGUCCAAGAAGAGAUGCCCAACCUGGUGGUGGGAUGGACGAGGAUUAG
Molecule: messenger RNA, 1488 nt
Organism: Miscanthus lutarioriparius
Lineage: Eukaryota; Viridiplantae; Streptophyta; Magnoliopsida; Poales; Poaceae
Source: the annotation of a GenBank genome assembly